Messenger RNA from Plasmopara halstedii, 1329 nucleotides. RefSeq lists its product as uncharacterized. NCBI's taxonomy places the organism in Eukaryota, Oomycota, Peronosporomycetes, Peronosporales, Peronosporaceae. The record is from RefSeq and is a predicted model, not a curated record. The coding region runs from base 1 to 1329 and encodes 442 amino acids. The transcript has a single exon.
AUGGGAGUGCUUCAACACAAUCAGCUCGCGACAAUUGCUUGUCCUGGUUCAAAGAUCACAUGGUUUAGACGAGGAGGUAAUGAGCGUCGGCAGAAGCGUCACAAUUCGCGUCAUGAACCCGAAUUCGACUGCGUCUACACUUUGUUGAGAUUCGCGUCUUCGGCCCACCCCACCGGCGACAAUAUUCAUCAAACCGGCACCAGCUACAGCUCCAACAAUGCGGGCGAUGGGCCUGAAAAGACUCGUGACCGUAAAAGCUGGUUUCCACGUUUCAAAUCAAACUGGCUAGGCACUUUUCGAUCCAAGCAAAUGUUUCUAUGUUGUGAAUGCGCCGUGCCACCUAGUAGCGGGAACAGGCUUCCGAGCCAGACUAGCCGCUACAAAGGUGCCGAGGGAAAGCAUUGCCGCUGCGGCAAAGACCAAUGGCACCUUGCCAAAUCUGUUGAAGAGACCGAAUACAAUCGUCGGAUGGCGAUUAGUAAAGCUCUGGGCGGUAUGCGCUAUGACGAGGCUGUGCAGCGUCUGCGAAACAAAGGCCAAUCCGAGCUCGAUUUUAACGUGUCGGAGUUUAUCAAUACUUCAUCACUCUCUCCAUCACAAAACACCGAAAUACUUGCAAUGUCAUCGUCUUCGUCGAGCUCACAUAAGCGUGCUCGCAGCGGUUCACUUUCUACUCGAAUUUAUGCUGCAUCACAUGUCAACAAGUGCGACUUAUCCACUCUGCCCUUAACGACAUCCCACGUUUAUGAACACGCGAAACCCUUGAAGGAUUACGUCGCGUACAAUUCAGUAUAUAGCAAUAAUGUCAUCGAGGAUAUGCAUCCCCAGCAACACCCUCCGGAGUACGAGCAUCUUCCCCCUGCAUCUUUCGGUGACGAAGAGUCAUUUGGAGACCUUCUUCAAGGCAUCCUAGAGGAUGAUUCUCGAGGUGCCGAGACCACAAACAUGGAUUUUAACUCGAAUCAGACGAGUGGAUGUGGUGGAGCUCGGAUUGGCUAUGCCACCGAACCUUCACAAGCACAUUUCAGUGUGGCUUCCUUAAAGCGUACAGUUAGUAUGCCAGCCUAUGCCGCAAUCCCUUCUUUUAUAGCCUCGCCACCGUGCGCAUUACAGGAUAACAGUCAUCCGAGUCGCAGGGCUGGUUUGAAUCAUGCGCCUGCUUUCUUAAACUAUUCCUUCCAUGCGCUACAGCAGCAGCCAAUGUUUCAGCAUCAACCUCCAAAUCAAUUACAACGGCGAAAUAAAACCCAGGAGCAAGUCUACACGAGACCACUUUCGAUGACGCCAAGUGCUAUCGCAACCACUACUUCAACGUCAUUUUCUACAUAA